UGACAGUAGUGUCUCCUUAAAUCUGAACGGCUGGAGGCAAUUUGGCUCGCUUUCUACACUUCUCCUCUCCUGAAGUACGAGGAUUCACCGGUCAAAGCCAAGAAGCCGUUUCUGUAGGGGCUCUGCCUCGUUAUCACAGGACCCGAGUCGCGGAUUCUGAUGCUGUCCGGCGGGAUUAUUUAGGUGCUACCCUCGAAUAAUUUUGGACACCAUAGUCACCCACAAUGUCUGCUUUCCCAGCGGGCUCCUUCAGCAACAUGUCGCCUGCUAUAGAUUCCACGUCGCAGCGACAGUCUGAUCGCCCAGCUGAUCCUUCAGGGCCAGCAUCCCACCCGUACCAACUUCCACCCCCUCGCACUUCCGCUCCCUUGCCUUUUGGGACAGCUCCGUUUCUACAUCAACGCAACCAAGCAGAAGGUCGCGAGCUGGAAGAAACAUCCCUGGGUCGCUCAAAGAUUCCAGGCCAGCAGCAGACGGCCAAUGAACAGCUUCCGCCAGUUAGCCAGUUGUUGACCCCCACAGCCCAUCCAAGCCGUCCAUCAUCUCCCUACCAAACUCACCGAUUUGGCAUCUAUACACCCCCAAAUGGCAGCACAGCAUCACCGACGCCGUUCCGACAGAGCGACUCUUUACCACGACCUAGCCUGCACGAAAGCCCUCGGGCUUAUCCAGAAAAUCUCCCGCAUUCACAUACCAGGAGUCUCCCACCCCUAGCCCAUCUCUCCACACCCGGCCUAGCACGUGAAGGUCCGCUACAUCCUAUUCAUACUGGAUCUCCUGUACAAACCAGUCAAGCUGCAUCGUAUCCGUACUACGGUUUCAACUCUCCGGAAAAGGAGUAUACCAGAGACUUUUCUCCCAGUGAGACUCCCGAUUCUGCAGCAACAAACAACCCCUCUCACACAUCCAAUGUGCGUUCUCAUGUGGUGGAUGAGAGAUAUGUGGAGGGCGAAGGUCUCUGCUACAUAUACGCAGACGGUUCGCAUUGUCCCAAGAUUAUCGAUGGAGUUCCGGUCAAUGCAAAUUGGGGGAUCACCAAAGCCGGCAAACCGAGGAAGCGACUCGCGCAGGCCUGUUUAACCUGCAGAGAAAAGAAAAUCAAAUGCCAACCGAAUCUUCCUAAAUGCGACCAAUGUCAGAAGUCCGGGAGGGAAUGCAGAUUCGAAAGCGCUCCCCGCGGCCAUCGUGCGGCCCUAAAGGCGACACAACUUGCGAGUCGAUACGAACCACGAGAGAGCCUCCCCCCUGGCAGCUAUGCUUAUGGCGCAGCAUCCCAGUCCCCGUACUCUGCGAUCCGGGCUUCGGAGAGUUCGGCCUCCCUCCCGAACACCAGUUCUCAAUCGCCGAGAUCUGAAGUAUCGAUGUUGACACCCUCGGCCAUGGAAGGCCCCCAAGAUAGUGUAAUGGACCACGAGCAGUACAGGCUCAGGAUGCCGGGUCAUGGUCGGCUAUCCAUUGGAGUGGAGGACACUGCUAGACGUCUAGCCGAUGACGUUUCGCUUGGGUCUCAUGACUACUCCGACAUCCUCAUGGAGAUGAAGGAUCUGGACCCUCAAGACCCUCUCGUAUCCGACUGGCAUACAGAUCCGUUCGAGGCAGACCCAGAGGCCGCAGUUCAUUAUGUGGAGAGCUAUUUCACCCAUGUGAACGACCGCCUAUACUACAUGUUCCCGCGGAAACGGUUUCUUUUGUGGCUGCGGUCGUGCAAUACCAAGACCUCAGAUGAUACUAUGCUGCUGUACUCGAUGAUGACGCUCGGGGCGGUAUUUUCCGAUCGGCCCGACAAGGUGACGGCGCUCAAGAGGUAUUCACGCACGGCUCGGUAUGCCGUUGAACACAGUCGACACGCCCUGACUCUGCAGCUUGCUCAAAGCCGCAUCAUCGUCGGCCUUUGGUACUACGCCAUAGGUUCCUUGGUGCCAGCUUGGGAUGCAAUUGGGUCGGCAGUUCGGACAGUGUGCGGACUCCGGUAUAAUGUUGAGUCGGGUGGGGUCAUUGUCGACCAAAGCCGGCCCUGCGAAUAUGGCUUGCAUCCCCAGGCGCUGAUCGAGUGUCGCAGGCGGACUUUUUGGGUCGCUUACCUCAUGGACCGCAUGACUUGUUUCUAUACGCCCUCCUCGACUUUCAUCUCCGCCCAAGCGGCUUAUCUGAGACUCCCUUGCCGGGAAGAAGUAUACGAGGCGCAGGAAUAUACCACCGUGCCCUAUUUCCAAAGCUUCCUCAAUCAAGUACCAGCAUCGCCCGAGAAUGAUAACGCCAGUUUGAGUGCUAUGGCAUUACAAGUUGAGAUCUUGUCACUUUGGGGAGACGUAUCCGACCACGUUUUCCGAUUGUCCUUGGUGCCAGCCGAGGCAUACAAUCAGCUCUUCGAGGAAUUCUACGUGAAGGUCGCCGGACGCGUCGAUGAAUGGGUCGCACGGCUCCCCGAUCAUCUGACCUUCUCGGCUGUGAAUAUGGAACGAAGUAUCCGAACAAAGAAAGCGGAUGCGUUCAUGUCAAUCCAUCUACUUUAUCAUGCAACUCUGAUGGCGCUGAAUCGGUAUGCUCGAUACCAAAACAUCCGCGCGGAAAUCAUAGAGCGACAUAUCCGCACCACGCGGACCCAUGCAGUAGAGAUUCUCCAGAUCUCGCUCGCCCUCAUGCGUUGUGCUGCAGACUAUGAGCCGUCUCGUAUCGUUCUGGAGCCGGGAACGGCGCGAGGAACCAUUCUGAACCCCUUCCUCGGAUACGUGAUUGUGUCAGCGACAGAUGUCCUCAGUGCGGCUGGACUGAUGACUGAUUUGCCGGAGAGUGUGAAUCUGAUCCGUGGGGCCUUGGAGGCUGUGCGAGAGCUGGCGCGCUUCUGGGGCGGUGCCAUGCCCCUGGCGACGUUAAUAGAAAAGCGUCUAGAAGCUAUGAAUGAAAGUCUGCAGCAACAGGCUGGUUCCGACCGGAAGGCGGCGUUUUUCGUGCACGGCCCAUCGCUGGAUAGCCAGGUGCGCGCAGGAGUGCAGCAGCAGCCAGAUUUGGCGACGAACGAAGACCUAAUGUAUGGCGGUCUCCCCCGGGAGCAAUUGUUCGGCGCACUGGGAGCGGGCGACGUUCCCUUCUCGGAUGAGACGGUCCUUUGGAUUAGAGAGAGGAGCUGAUAGCUCUUCUACCCCUUGUUGGGAUGUAACUUUUUUUUUGCAUUAUGAGCGGAUAUACAAAAGCUGUUGCAGUUGUGUUUUAGCAGGUUAUACCCGGGAGGCUUGUUUGGCUUGAGUUGUUGUUGAAUACAUGUUGCGGUAGCCCCAAUGGUGUGUGGGCUUACUGCUCUUACAAAUGACACGAGUAACGAUGUUGCACAUGGAUUGUAUAGUAGAGUCGAUAUAUUAGACGUUCCGGCAGGAGUCGUGAGUUUCAAACUAA
Messenger RNA from Aspergillus piperis CBS 112811, 3390 nucleotides. Its product is annotated as C6 transcription factor. The coding region runs from base 225 to 3128 and encodes 967 amino acids. The record is from RefSeq and is a predicted model, not a curated record. NCBI's taxonomy places the organism in Eukaryota, Fungi, Ascomycota, Eurotiomycetes, Eurotiales, Aspergillaceae. Gene Ontology annotation, cellular component: nucleus. Gene Ontology annotation, biological process: regulation of DNA-templated transcription; DNA-templated transcription. Gene Ontology annotation, molecular function: DNA binding; DNA-binding transcription factor activity, RNA polymerase II-specific; zinc ion binding. The transcript has 4 exons.